CAGACGCAUUUUUCACACCAUGUCUUCUACUCGAAGAAAGCAAUAUAAGCCCGUAAAAUCUGCCUUUAUCAGCGAAAAUGAAGCUGGAAAUUCAGGGACAAGGCAAUCUGCUACAAAGAGACUUAGGAAAAGAGCGACAUCAUCCAGAAGCAGAAUUAAACAGAUUCUUGAGCCGGUAGAACCUCUCAGACGAAGCACAAGACAAAGAAAAAAGAAACAAUUCUUCUACCCUACAAAAAUUAAAAAGAGAAAGAGUUCGCCAUCAUCAGCCGAACCUCCAGCUGCUGAUAAGGAUGAAGAGAGUUUACCCUCUUCAGAUUCAAUCGAGGUCUCUGAUGUGGAGCCAUCCAGUGGACUGGCUCUCUUGGCUGAGGUCUCAAACGCCGACCAGGCUCUACUUACCACUAAGGCCAAACCAAGCACCCCUGUUAAAAAGACUGCAGCGAGAACCAAAAAAGACAACAUGGCUGGUGAAUCAGCAGCAGCAAGACGCAAACGAGAGCAACCACCUAAAUACAAGGGAUUGUCUGUGGGGAAGAAGGCUCUGCAGAAGAGACGCAAGAUGGUACUGGAUGUGGACAUGCUGCGUAAGCUUUCCAUCGCGAAGCUCAUCAGUAAGUUCUCCGUCUACUCCUACAUGAAGGUACCCAAAGAUGCCUUCACCACUACCAUCCGGCAUUCCUACAGCUGUACAAUGCUUCCAGGCAUAUGCAAUGAAAAGUUCUGCGGUCUGUUGGUCGAUACCAAAAACCAGAUUAAGCGCCAUCUGCUACGCCAUAUUGGUGAGCUGUUGACCAUGACCACACAGAAUAGUCAGAAUUUUACUCUAGACUCAAAGACUGCGGCAGAAGAGCCAGAUAGUGACACGUCUGAUGUAGAAGACGCCUCACCAAGCAAAGCUACUGAUCAGAGCACAGUCACAUACGCCAUUCCAUCAGGUACCAGACAUGUCACAGUCAACCUCCCCAAGUCUAUGGACAUCAAAGAGUCCAGCUACACGGUCAUUCGCUCCUCCACCGGCGUGAACGAGGUCCUGCUUCUUCCAAAGGGACACCUGGUCACACUGUCCAGCAUGGUCGAAGAGCCCAAAUCAAAUCAGCUUGCCAAAGUCAGUUUCCCGCCUCCAUGGGGAGCCAGGAAGUCACCCGUGAAACAGGAGAAGGACUUGACAAGAGUUGAGAUCUUGGAGGAGUAUCUUGAUAGUGAUGGGGAUGAGGGGGAUGAAGAAGAAGAUGAUGAUGAUGCUGAUGAUGAUGAUUUUAACGAUGAGAAUAAAGAUGACAAUACCGAUGAAGACAGGCUGGUUGAGAACUUCCUGAAAGAGGAGGACAACGAUGAGAAGUACAGCCAACGCAAGGUGCUUUGCAAUACCACACAGUUCAUGGAAACAGUCGUAGAAACUAAUGUUCUGGCACCAGAAUCACAGACUGUGGAAUGUGAUAUCGAGAUCAGGACCAAACGAAAAAAGUACACCAAGAAGUAUGAUCUACCUCGAGAGGUUGGCAAGUGCCAAAAGACAUUUGAGAAAAGUGACCCAAAGUUUGUAUCCUUUAAGAGCAUCGAGGCCAUAGAGCCGCCGUAUUCCGAUCACAACUAUGCAUUUAACUUAUAUGAGACACUGGAAGACAGGGACAGAGUGGACGUUCCUCAUUGCGACGCCGAUGGUCAGCCGGUAUCGGAGCCAGAGUUAUCAACGGACGAGCUGUCGUAUUUACACCAACGGCGUCCACGGGGUUUAACUUCAAAGGCCAGAAAGCCUCGCAAGGCUAGAACUCAGAUCCCCAAGGUGAAAAAUAAGAUCAAGAAAGUCGAACCUAAGCCAACCACGGAAGAAGAGAAACGAAACAAGAAGAAAGCCUUAGAAUUACUGAGUGUACUAGGCAAGAAGGCUAGGAAUAGGAAAGGACCAUUCUCAUGUGAAAUCUGUGGUAAGAAAGUAACGGCCGCUGGUACUCUCCGAGCACACUACCGGAGCCACGCAGGAAUCAAACCAUUCGAGUGUAACAAGUGUUCAGCCACAUUUACUCGUCUGCACAGUCUUAAAUACCAUCUGAUGAUACACAACGAGCAGACCCGCUUCAUGUGUGAUCACUGCGGCAGGGAAUUCCGUCACUCCAGUCACUUCAGGGAGCAUCUGAGACGUCAUACGGGCGAGGAGCCCUUCGGCUGUACGGACUGCCCUCUACGCUUUAAGACUAGAAACACGUAUAAGAGACACCUCAAGGCCAAACAUCAGAAGAAGCUGACUGCAAAAGGCAUCUCAUUGAUAGUUAAGAAAGAGUAAGCAAGGUGAUGCCUUGAUUUACGAAAUGAAACUAAGAACAACUUGAGUCAGUGGCUAUCUAAUGGAUGUUGAAUUUGCAUCAGGGAUAAAGAAUAUUUAUUUGGUUUUACCCUUACACUUAUGUGU
Messenger RNA from Asterias rubens (European starfish), 2410 nucleotides. RefSeq names its product zinc finger and SCAN domain-containing protein 12-like. Gene Ontology annotation, molecular function: DNA-binding transcription factor activity, RNA polymerase II-specific; RNA polymerase II cis-regulatory region sequence-specific DNA binding. The transcript has 6 exons. Lineage: Eukaryota; Metazoa; Echinodermata; Asteroidea; Forcipulatida; Asteriidae. Gene Ontology annotation, biological process: regulation of DNA-templated transcription. The record is from RefSeq and is a predicted model, not a curated record. Bases 20 to 2284 code for a protein of 754 amino acids.